Molecule: messenger RNA, 1368 nt
Organism: Alternaria rosae
Lineage: Eukaryota; Fungi; Ascomycota; Dothideomycetes; Pleosporales; Pleosporaceae
Product: SGNH hydrolase-type esterase domain-containing protein
Exons: 3
Coding region: 1-1368 (455 amino acids)
Biological process (GO): triglyceride catabolic process
Molecular function (GO): triacylglycerol lipase activity
Source: RefSeq, a predicted model, not a curated record
AUGUUCGCAUAUCGCAAUGCUAUCGCCCUUGGGCCAGUACUUCUAGCACAGACGGUGUUGGGUUACCCUAAAGGCGUAGUGCUCAAUCCCACUUUGACAACCCGAGACAAUGAGUUCAUCUUUUCCGCCAUCGGAGAUUCAUGGGGAAGCGGAGUUCAAUGGAGCGACGACACCGCAUACGACGGAAACGAGGACGGAUGCAUGCGCUACAAGUACGCCUGGUCGACCGUAGUCAACGACAAAUACCAGGACUGGACGCCAAACCCCGACCAAGGACCCUUGUUUGAGUUCAGAGCAUGUUCCGGUGCUCGUCUGGGACAGAACAUCCACGAUCAAAUGGACAAAUUGACACGACCCAAGAUGACUCUCCUCGAAGCUGGUGGUAACAACGCCCAAUUCUACGAUAUGGCCGACUUCUGCCUCUUUCAUUCCGACAGGAACAAAGAUUAUGGGACGAAAUACGAAGAUGACAAUGCCGAAAACCCGACAGGAAAGUGCAGGUCAGAGAUCAAGGAAGUAAGGAACAGAGUUGGAGGUGGCCUUAAGCAGGCAGUCCUAGAUACUAUCGAGACCUGGAGGUACCACCCCGCUGUCGGCGGCAACGACGCGACUCUGUUCAUGCUGGGAUAUGCGCGUUUCUUCGCCCUCGACGACGCCUGCAAUGACUGGAAUUUCGGCGUCCAGUAUCAAAACUCCAGCCAGACACAAACUAUCAAAAAGGAGAUGCGACAGGAGUUCAACGAUCUGGUCGACGCCGUGAACCUCGCCAUCCGCUCCUCAGUCGAACAAUACAACGACCCGAAAAUUCAAUACAUCGACAUCAACCCCGCCCUCGAAGGCCACCGCUUCUGCGAACCAGGCCACAGCUGGUGGUCGCAGCUCAACUACGGCUCCAACGUACACAUCUGGAACAAUCCCGCCCGCCUCGUCGUCACCAUCCACGACGGCGACGCUGCUACCACGUACGAGUCCAGCGACGACCCAGGCGUUCCCGGCCCGCCCGAGGAUGUCGUAGAGAAGCUACGUGGAUAUCCCGAGGGCGAGGCCGUGCAGCAGGAUCAAUACACGGUACUUACCUUUCGCGAUCCCGCGAAUCCAGGUCUGUGGAUGGAAUGGAAGGUUGAGCCGCAGCCGCUCGAUGGCGGGAGUGGGAGUAAGGAUGGGCGUAUCGCCAGGACAUUGCAUCCCACGCAGGACGGGCAUAAGGACAUGGGCGAUCUGAUUGUCGAGGCGCUCAAGAAGAAUUAUAGAACCGACGUGACGAGUCCUGUGCCUACGGCGCCGGCGCCGGCGGAGCCGUCAUCCACAACGUCCACACCCUGCCCUGCUGGCUGCACCUGCAAUGGUCCUGUACCACUUUGCACGUAG